AAUUAUUUUCUUCUAACCGGGGUUAGUAGAACCACGGUUCAAUUCUGACGAAAGAAGUUACCUGGGCAUCGAAAAAGCAAUUGAAAUUGAAAGUUAAAAACAAAAAAAAUGUGGCUCAGGUUAGGGUUUGACUAGGAAACGCAUUUGCAGGUAUUUUGAAAAAGUAUGCGGGUGAAUUGCCAUCGCAGCGGAAAGAUCGCGGCAUUCCGGCGGGGGAUCCAGCUUCGCGAUCUUCUAUUUUUUCUUUGAAAUCCAUGUAUCGACGAAGCUGAUGUUGGAAAACCGCUUUUGCUGUGCUGGAGGGCAGAUUGUAGGCAAGGAAAAGCGCCUCGCAACAGUCGGAUCUGGGGACCAGAACUUUCGGAAGUGACGAGAGGAGGCCUAGUGAUCUGCAGAUUCAUUUUUUUCCCGAAGCAACGCUGUAUGAGGCUUUGAAUUGCUUGGAGGGAUUUGUGUGAUGAAAUCCGGGGGAGGUAUGGCCGGAAAUGGCCGGAAUUCGGCUGCUCCACCUCCUCCGUCACGUCCUACUUCGUCAUCGUCCGCCUCGCCGUCGUCCUCGUCUUCGGCGUUGUCUGCACAUGGGCAUUUAGGGUUCGAAUCUAUACAGCAGCUGCAGCUUCAGCAGCAGCAGCAACAACAGCAGCAUCUGGCCUUUCGACAGUCUUUGCAACAACAACAACAAUCACCUCAGCUUCAAAAUCUAAGAACAGCUGAAGGAGAAGAUUCUCUUACGGCUUAUCAUACUGCUGGUAUGCAUGGAGUAAUAGGUCGCAGUAACCUCCCUUCCUCUUCUAGUGCUCAACCACAAAGGAAAUUUGAUGAUGGCCUGGCUCAGGUACACGAGGAAAGUCAGAGCAGAGGGCAAAUCUUAUCUCAACAAAUGCAGAACCCAGUCCAUCAAGCCUAUCUUCAGUUUGCAUUGCAGAAUGCUCAACAGAAGUAUCAUGGGAAUCUGCUAGCUCAGCAACAAGGUAAAGUUGGUCUGGUUGGCCCAGCUCGGAGGGAUCAAGGCAUGCCUUUGAACAAUUUGAAAAUGCAGGAUCUUGUUUCGCUUCAGACAGCCAACCCGACACAUACGACUGUAUUUAAGCGACCAGGUGAAACUUUUCCACAUUUUGAGAAUCAGAUGGAGCAGUGCCAAACUAGUAUAGAUCAGCAAAGCGAGCUUAAACAUCCUCAGAUGGUCACAGGACAAUUUACUGCUACAAAUGUGUCAAGGCCUAUGCAAUCUCUAAAUCCACAAGCAAUCAUGCAGAAUACUUCAAGUAGUCAAAUGGCUAUACAGUUGCAAGCAAUGCAAACUUGGGCUCAGGAGCAUAACAUUGAUCUCUCUCUUCCUUCAAACUUAAACCUGAUCACUCAAUUUUUUCCAUUUUGGCAACAGGACAGAACGGUGGCAUUUCAGAAGCAGAAUGAACCCAACAUGGCAGCUUCUCAGUCAAACUUGCCUUCAUCAAAACAACAAGUUGGUUUUUCGCAAGGCGGAAAUGAAAAUACUGGUCAAGGGAAUUCAUUAAAUGAACUUGUUACUCAGGGUGGGACUGUCAACAGCCAAAAAAUAUUUACCUCAGGAUCAUUAGUUAAUAACGGCGGUUCUGCCAACGAACCAAAUUUGUACAAUUUGCAAGUACAGCAGCAAGCAUGGCCUCUCAGCAGGGAAAACCUGAAUGAUAAAGUUGUUAAAUCUUCAACUGCUGUUGGAAAUGGGGGUUCUAUGAUGCAAAUGCCAAAUUCUUCUGGUAUUUUGAAACAGAGUUUUGACCAGCUCAGUGUUGAUAAUACAAAUAUAGGCUCUGAUGCGCUAAGGAGGCAGCAUACAAAGUUGGAACCAGGGACCAAAACCACGUCAUCACCAGCUGUUGCUUCUAGUGAGGAUGUGAGUUCUCAGAUGCCACCUCAAAGCGGAUCUAUUCCUAUGUCCCAACAGUCUAUUGGAUUCACAAAACCACAAUUAUUUGUCUUGAAGGCACAAAUAUUGGCCUUUAGGCGUCUCAAGCGUGGCGAACAUGCUCUUCCUCCUGAAGUUCUUCAAGCAAUUGCACCACCUCCACUUGAUAACCAGUUGCGGCAAUUUUCUCCUCCAUCUAGUAUUUCUAAUCAGGAAAGACAAGCUGUGAGCAGCAAUGAAGGACUUGCAAGAAAUGUGCAGAUUGAAGAAAAGGCUCCACAGUUUCCUUCUUUGAGAAAAGGACAUGUCUUUCCUAAAGACGAGUCCUCUAUAGAGGAAAAAAAGGAUAUUACGAGUCACUCACAAAUAACAUCAGGUAUCAACAGUGAAUCUGCACGGUUUGCAUCCCGGGGGAUUGCUGAGCAAAAUAACAAGUCUUUUGUUAAACCUGAGUUGCAAGAGGCGGAAAAAAGUUGUGAAAAUGUAUUGUCCAAAGGUGAUAACAGUGUUGAGAAGAUUAAAGCAGAUGCCGGACAAGUGGAAAAAUCUAUUGCUGUAACCAACAUGCCACUUAAGGAUGUUGUCGUAAGGAAGUAUCAUGGUCCACUUUUUGACUUCCCUUCUUUCACCAAGAAGCAUGAUUUGGGGUCCAAUAGUACUAAUUACACAAGCAAUCUUGCAUUAGCAUAUGAUGCAAAAGAAUUGCUAUUCGAUGAAGGCAUGGAUGUACUCAACAAGAAGCGGGCAGAAAAUUUGAGAAAGAUCAGUGGCCUGCUUGCUGUUAACUUGGAGAGGAAAAGAAUCAGGCCUGACCUUGUUUUAAAACUACAAAUUGAAGAAAGAAAGCUCAAACUUCUAGAUCUUCAAGCUCACUUACGAGAUAAGGUCGAUCGAGAACAAGAAGAGAUAAUGGCGAUGUCUGAUAGACCAUAUCGAAAGUUUGUCAAACAGUGUGAGCGGCAACGGAUUGACCUCAUUAGGCAAGUUCAACAACUACAAAAGGUUUCUAGAGAAAAGCAAUUAAAAUCCAUUUUUCAAUGGCGUAAGAAGCUUCUGGAGUCUCACUGGGCUAUUCGUGAUGCAAGAACUACUCGCAAUAGAGGAGUUGCUAAAUAUCACGAGAGAAUGUUGAGAGAGUUUUCUAAGAGAAAAGAUGAUGAUAGAAACAGAAGGAUGGAGGCCUUGAAGAACAAUGAUGUUGAUAGAUAUCGUGAGAUGUUGUUGGAGCAGCAAACAAAUGUUCCUGGUGACGCAGCUCAAAGAUAUGCUGUUUUGUCUUCUUUUUUGUCUCAGACUGAGGAGUAUCUUCUCAAGCUUGGAGGAAAAAUAACAGCAGCAAAGAAUAACCAAGAGAUGGAAGAGGCAGCCAAUGCUGCUGCUGCAGCUGCAAGAGCUCAGGGGUUUUCAGAUGAAGAAGUCAAGGCUGCAGCUACCUGUGCAGGGCAGGAGGUUUUCAUUAGAAACAAAUUUUCAGAAAUGAAUGCUCCAAAAGAAAAUUCAUCCGUAAACAAGUAUUACAAUUUAGCGCAUGCUGUGAGCGAGAGAGUUAUCAGACAACCAUCAAUGUUGAAAACUGGAACUUUGCGAGAUUAUCAGCUUGUUGGGCUGCAGUGGAUGCUGUCCUUGUAUAACAAUAAGUUGAAUGGUAUUUUGGCAGAUGAGAUGGGUCUUGGCAAGACUGUGCAGGUUAUGGCAUUGAUUGCUUAUUUGAUGGAGUUUAAAGGGAACUAUGGGCCACAUCUCAUUAUAGUUCCAAAUGCUGUUUUAGUAAAUUGGAAGAGUGAGCUGCUUAAUUGGUUGCCUUCUAUAACAUGCAUAUUUUACGUUGGAGGAAAAGAUCAGCGGUCAAAGCUCUUCGCACAUGAAGUUUUGUCUGUUAAAUUUAACGUGCUUGUUACAACAUAUGAAUUUAUCAUGUAUGAUCGCUCAAAACUCUCUAAAAUUAAUUGGAAGUACAUCAUCAUCGAUGAGGCUCAACGCAUGAAGGAUAGAGAAUCUGUUCUUGCCCGUGAUCUUGAUAGGUAUCGUUGCCAGAGACGUUUGCUUCUCACUGGAACUCCUUUGCAGAAUGAUUUGAAGGAAUUGUGGUCCCUCCUUAAUUUACUUCUCCCAGAAGUGUUUGAUAACCGGAAAGCAUUUCAUGAUUGGUUUUCUAAGCCCUUUCAGAGGGAUGGUCCUUCACAAAACAGCGAGGAGGAUGAUUGGCUUGAAACUGAGAAAAAGGUGAUCAUUAUUCACCGACUGCAUCAAAUUCUGGAACCGUUUAUGCUAAGACGUCGUGUCGAAGAUGUGGAAGGUUCUCUUCCCCGCAAGGUGUCCAUCGUGUUGAGAUACCGAAUGUCAGCCAUGCAAAGUGCCAUAUAUGAUUGGAUUAAGUCCACCGGUACCAUUCGAGUCAACCCUGAGGAUGAGCUGCACAGAGCUCAGAGGAACCCAAUGUACCAGAUCAAGAUGUAUAAAAGUCUUAAAAAUAAAUGCAUGGAACUGCGCAAAGUUUGUAAUCAUCCUCUUCUUAACUAUCCCUAUUACGACUAUUCCAAGGACUUUAUUGUGAGGUCUUGCGGUAAACUUUGGAUUCUCGAUAGAAUUCUCCUAAAACUUCACAGGUCUGGCCACCGUGUCCUUCUUUUUAGCACUAUGACAAAACUACUUGAUAUAAUAGAGGAAUACUUGCAAUGGCGCAAUCUUAUCUAUAGAAGGAUUGAUGGUACAACAAGCCUAGAGGAUCGGGAGGCUGCAAUUGUGGACUUCAACAGUCCUAAAUCUGACUGUUUCAUCUUUUUGUUAAGUAUUCGUGCUGCUGGGCGGGGUCUAAAUCUCCAAAGUGCAGACACGGUUGUAAUAUAUGAUCCAGAUCCAAAUCCACAAAAUGAGGAACAGGCAGUUGCUAGGGCUCAUCGUAUUGGGCAGAAGAGAGAGGUUAAAGUUAUAUAUAUGGAAGCUGUUGUUGACAAAAUAACGAGCUUUCAAAGAGAAGAUGAGAUAAGGAUUGGUGGUGGGGGAGAUUUAGAUGAUGAACUAGCUGGUGAAGAUAGAUAUAUUGGCUCUAUUGAGAGUCUUAUUCGGAACAAUAUUCAGCAGUAUAAGAUUGAUAUGGCAGAUGAGGUCAUAAAUGCUGGUCGUUUUGAUCAGAGAACAACACAUGAAGAACGUAGAAUGACUUUAGAGACAUUGUUACACGAUGAAGAAAGAUACCAAGAAACUGUGCAUGAUGUUCCCUCGCUUCAAGAGGUGAAUCGGAUGAUUGCACGUACUGAAGAAGAGGUUGAGCUUUUUGAUCAAAUGGAUGAAGAAUUUGAUUGGACGGGGGAUAUGGUAAAAUAUAGUGAAGUUCCAAAGUGGCUUUGUGCUGCCACUAAGGAGUUAAAUGCUGUUACUGCUAGUUUAUCUAAGAAGCCAUCAAAGAACAUGCUGGAAAGCAAUAUUCAUAUGGAUCACACUGAGAUAUUUUUUGGUUCAUCCCUAAAUAGAUCUGAGAGAAGGGGCCGUCUAAGAGGUUCAUCAAAUACCAAAAAUUUUUCCAUUUAUGCGGAAUUUGAUGAUGAAGAUGGUGAAGAUUUUGACGCUAGCUCAGAAGAUUUGUUAGGUGAGGGAGAGGGUGAGGGAGAGGGAGAGGGAGAGGGAGAUGGAGAUGAAGAAAUUGGGGAACUUGAAGAAGAAGAGCUUAAUGGUGCAAUUAAUGUGCCUCCAGGUAACAAGGACCAAUCAGAUGAAGAAGGAUUGAUUUUCGAUGAUAGUAUUUACAAUUCCUCCCAGAUAAUGGAGCGUCGCAGAAGUAUUCAUUUGCCUGAAGAAGCAGGAUCCACGGGCUCUUCUUCUGGAAGUAGAAAGCUCACACAACCUGUUACGCCUUUUUCAUCUCAAAAGUUUGGAUCACUUUCUGCAUUAGAAUCUAGGAAAUGCACUUCUUCAAAAAGUACGCCAGAUGAGCUGGAAGAAGGAGAAAUUGCUGUGUCAGGGGAUUCUCAAAUGGAUCUUCAACAAUCAGGAAGUUGGGCUCAUGACCGCGAAGAGGGUGAAGAAGAACAGGUUCUUCAACCAAAAUUUAAACGGAGGCGCAGUAUUCGGAUUCACCCAAGAUAUAAUGUUGAAAAACUUGUAGAGAAAUCCAAUAAUAAUAGGAAUUUUUUAGAGCAUGGGUCGCAAUUGUUCUUGCAGAGGAAUCAUGAUUGUGAUUUACAGUUAAGGACUGAACAAGACGUUGAUAUGUUCUCUGAACCGGUUUUAGAUAGGAUGGAUGUGAGCUCUUCUUCAUAUAAGAAGAGACGGAAUUUACCAUCAAGAAAAGCUAUUUCAGUUACAAAAGAAAAUUCUGGUAAGUCAGCUUAUGGUUCUGGUCCUUCUGGACCUGCCGAGGAUGCAGCUGAACAUUCCCGGGGAAGUUGGAAUGAGAGGGCUGUUAGCAUUGCCAGCCAAAACUUCGUGGGCUCCAAAAUGCCAGAGAGUACUCAGAGGAAGUGCAAAAAUGUGAUCAGCAAGCUUCAUAGGAGAGUAGAUAAAGAUGGCAGUCAAGUUUUCCCUGUCCUAUGGAAUUUUUUGAAGAGGAAUGACAAUUAUGGCGUAAAGAGUCUUAUGGGAAGGACUAGUUCUCUCCUAGACCUACAAAAAAUUGAACUGAAGGUGGACAAUGCAGAGUACAAUGGUGUGGCGGAUUUCAUAGCAGAUGUGCAAUUGAUGUUGAAAAGUAUUGUUCAGUAUUGCAACUACUCUCAUGAGGUGAAGUCCGAAGCUGUGACGAUUCACGACAUAUUCUUCGAUAUCAUGAAGAUCGCUUUUCCUGAGUCCGACUUCCGAGAAGCUCGAAGUGCACUUGCAUUCUUCGCUUCUACAUCAACCGGAGCUUCGCCAUCGCCAAAGCCAACAUUGUUGAACCAAAGCAGAAGACAUUCUCAGAUGGAGGAAUCCCGGCCAAACCCUAGCCCUACCAAGGCUCGUGGACAUGCCUCCACCCUCCAAGAGGAUAGGCAGGACUUUGCCGCUCCUGCACACCCAGCGGAUCUCGUCAUCUGCAAGAAACGGAGGAAUGACAGAGAUAAGCAGCGAGUGGGCCCCUCUUCCCCAGUCACCCCUCGUUGGAUGGGACCACACCUGCCCCCAACUCAUCAGAACAGGUCUCCAAUGGCAAACAGAAGUGCAAGGACUCCAUUCCAGCGAGAGGCUCCUCAUAUGAUUCAUCCAGAUGUAAGCGGCGGUGGUUUUUCUCCAGGUUUGAAGGAGGUUCAGUGGGCUAAGCCUGUUAAGAAAAUGAGAACAGAUUCUGGAAAAAGGAGGCCAAGCCAUUUAUGAUUGUAGCUGAUGUGCAUAUUGAUUUAUACUGCUGAUCAUUUAGGUUCAACUGGUUCGCAGAGGUAGUUCUUUUUUCCCCCAACUAUUCCUGUAACGCUUCAUCACAUUUCUAAUUUAUUUUUCAUACUUGGAAUCGGUUGGGAGUUGUGUCGGUUGCGAAAGAAGGGCUUCUUGAAAAUGUCCAUAUUGUUGCCCUCCUCUGUAAUUUUGAAGGUGUUAUUCCUACUGAAACUGGAGUGUUCAAACCUCACACAAAGGGUGCCUGGAGUUGUAUCAUAAAAAAAAAAAAAGGAGAACUGGUAUGAGAUGCAAUAUUUGAAUUAAUGGUAUCUCAUCAUUCUUUUAGUUAUUCCUAACAAAUCAAGAGGUUAAGACUAGUGCUGCAACAUAUUAGAUUGUAAUAUACAUGGUACAAUAAUUGAGCCAUUUUCAACCAGAAA
Messenger RNA from Phalaenopsis equestris, 7614 nucleotides. Its product is annotated as ATP-dependent helicase BRM-like. Gene Ontology annotation, cellular component: nucleus. Lineage: Eukaryota; Viridiplantae; Streptophyta; Magnoliopsida; Asparagales; Orchidaceae. Gene Ontology annotation, molecular function: ATP-dependent chromatin remodeler activity; DNA binding; ATP binding. The record is from RefSeq and is a predicted model, not a curated record. Gene Ontology annotation, biological process: positive regulation of transcription by RNA polymerase II. Bases 458 to 7174 code for a protein of 2238 amino acids. The transcript has 14 exons.